AUAGGGUCGACAGGACAGCGACAGACGGGCAGGGUCGAACGCACACAGCCCCAGGCCCAGCAUCAAAAUCCUUUCACCCACUCACCGUCAGCUCUCUUUCGCUCCCUUCUUCCUCCUAGGGAUUGGCGGCCCUUAGCCUUCCCCUACAAUGGCGAUAGCAAAGGCGACGAAGACGAAGGCCUACUUCAAGAGAUACCAAGUCAAGUACCGCAGAAGGAGAGCGGGGAAGACUGACUACCGUGCGCGUCUGCGCCUGGUGACCCAGGACAAGAACAAGUACAACACCCCCAAGUACCGCUUCGUUGUCCGCUUCACGCGCAAGGACAUCAUCACGCAGGUCACCUAUGCCACCAUGGCGGGCGACAUCGUCGUGUGCGCUGCCUACGCGCACGAGCUGCCCCGCUAUGGCCUCAAGGCCGGCCUCUCCAACUACGCUGCUGCGUACUGCACGGGGCUGCUGUGCGCGCGUAGGAUGCUGCAGAAGUUCGGCAUGGACAAGGAGUACGAGGGCAACUCCGAGGUGACGGGAGAGGACUACAACGUGGAGCAGGGUGAGGGCCGUGCCCCCUUCAAGGCGCUGCUGGACGUGGGUCUCGUGCGCACCACCACGGGCAACCGCGUCUUCGGCGCCCUCAAGGGUGCGUGCGACGGCGGCAUGGAGAUUCCCCACAGCGACAAGCGCUUCCCCGGGUACAUGAACGACGGCAAGGGCGGGUCCGCCAGCCUCGACGCUGAGGUGCACCGCAAGUACAUCUUCGGCGGACACGUCGGCGAGUACAUGGAGAUGCUGGAGGAGGAGGAGCCGGAGAAGUACCAGUCGCACUUCGCCAAGUUCCUGGCGGAGGGCGUGGACGCCAGUGGGCUGGAGGACAUGUACAAGGCCGUGCACGCCGCCAUCCGUGCCGACCCCUCGCCCAAGCUCACCGAGAAGAAGCCGCCCGCUGAGAAGCGCAGCUGGAAGAUGAAGAAGCUGACCUACGAGGAGAGGAAGGCCAACCUGGUGAAGCGCCUUGAGGCCUUCAACAAGGGUGACGAGGAGUAGAUGGCGGUGCUGCUGGUGGUGGUGGUGGUGUAGCACCCCGAAGGAUGAUAAUGAGUCGAGGAUGAGGAUGAUAUCGGCUGUGUAACACGCUGUGUGCAUGAUAGCAUCCUCUUUUUGAGGACCCUGUUCCCUGACGUCAUCAGUGUUGUGCUGCAUCAGUUUCAUGAGUCGACCAUAGCAUUAAAGAACCGACCAUUUAAGUUGUACAUUGCAAAACGACUUACGAAUCUGCUCAAAUUCUCUAUCGAAACGUGAUUGCUUGUAAGGAUUAUCGUUUUGUCUAAAUGCGUUGC
Messenger RNA from Closterium sp. NIES-67, 1335 nucleotides. NCBI's taxonomy places the organism in Eukaryota, Viridiplantae, Streptophyta, Zygnematophyceae, Desmidiales, Closteriaceae. The record is from the annotation of a GenBank genome assembly.